UAUUCUUUUCAUGUCUUAAAGCAUUAUUUCUGAAUAUUCUCCAGCUUUACUUCAGGUGACUCACUAACAAAUUCAGUGACAAAAAACAGGACAAAAACAAGGACAAUUGUCCGUUGAGAGUCCUUUGAAUUCUGUUUAAUCAGCCACUUAUCGCUGUCGGCUCACUGGUCAAUACAGUACAGAGACACAUAGAGUGUCUGACUGAGUGAGAUCAUUUUCUUGGAAAGGAAGAAAAUUCUCUGAAGACUAAAGUGAUGAAAUCAAUGUCCCUAUGUACUGUAGUUUGACACAAAUUAUUGCAAUAACAAAGUCCAGCUUUUGUACUUUUCACCAGUAUAGGUCCUACAACUUCUGUCCAUGUAAUAUCAGUGACAUGAGUUACUUGUUAGCAUUUACUCAGUUAACAGCAUGUCAACUGAUGUCACUGGACAUCAUCCAGGCACCAGAUGAUUUCGUAAUCAAACAAUUAUUAGCUCAAAAGCAAUAUGGCAGUGAGACACUUCAUACGUGACUAGCACUUGUGGACAAUGUUUGAUUAGGGGAAGGGGUAAGUUACGGGUUAAAGGUUGAAAGUGUAAAAAAAAAGAGAGACAGACACAGUGAAAGACAGAUUGUACACAGGGGAGAAAGUGGGACUGUUCUCUGUUCAUCAUGGAUUUCUCACCUGGGCUUCUGAUCCUGUGUUCUCUAUUAUGUUCAGUGCCUGGUCAGGCUCUGGUCGUCUCAGUGGAGCCCCAGACUGCUACUGUGCGCCAAGGGGAGUCUGUCAGCUUUAGGUGCCAAGUGAGGAGCGGUGCACAGCCAAUCCAGCUGGAGUGGAAGAGAGCCAAUAACCAAGCAUUACCAGACAAUGUUAAGAUUGGUCCUGAUGGCUCUGUGCUGACGGUUGCUAACGCCCGACCUGGAAACCAGGGCCAGUUCCGCUGCGUGGCAACCAACUCUGCAGGCCGCAGCACUGCCACAGCUGUGCUGAACGUUAAAUUUGCUCCUAAAGUGCGGCUGACACCAGCAGGGCCCCUGCGGGUCAGGAUGGGUGACCCCGUGUCAGUGGAGUGUCAUGCCACAGGCAGGCCACGCCCCAAGCUGACCUGGAAACGCCAAGGCUCCACCCUGCAGCUGGUUACCAUGGAGACAAAUGAUGGCAACACCAUACAGUGGCCUGCAGUGCACCCAGAGGACUCAGGAGUUUACAUUUGCCAGGCUGAAAACAAUGAGGGGGUGACAGAGGUCAAAGUUGAGGUCAUUGUUGAGGGGGGGCUGGGAGCACCAGUGGCUUCAGUGGGCACUACAGAGAUGACAGUGGUGGAGGGACAUACAGUCACAAUGGAGUGUCAGGCCAGUGGUUCUCCUCCUCCAGUCAUCACCUGGUCCAAGCUUCGAGCACCGUUGCCAUGGAAACACACAGUGGUUGGUGGAGUUUUGACACUGACCAGCGUGGGGCGCCAAGAUUCAGGACAAUACAUCUGUAAUGCAACCAACAUACAUGGCUACAGUGAGGCGUACACGCAGAUGGAGGUGGAGAGUCCACCGUACGCCACCUGUCUGCCUGACCAGGUGAGGCUCCGGGCCGGAGAUGCCCUGCGCCUGCAGUGCCUCGCCCACGGCUCUCAUCCCAUUCAGUUCGAGUGGAGCCGGGCGGGCAGGGCGAGCCUGCCUCCAGGAGCAGAGACCACAAAGGAUGGAAAGCUGCUCAUAGCCCACGUUAAACUGAGUGACAGCGGAACGUACAAGUGUGUGGCCACCAACCACAUUGGCUCCAGUGAGGCACUGGCCAAAGUCAUCAUAAAAGCUUAAUCCAUCAUGGUCAUAGUGUGUCUGAUUGACAAACCAUCUAUGCAGCUCUUACAACUUCUGCAAGCCUGGAUUGUAGCGAUCAAGAUCAAAUGGUUAAUAGUGACAAAACAGAGAAAAUUAUAUUUAAUAAAUUCAUUUAUUUUGACGUAUUCAAGUGAAAGAUAUCAAUGCUGUUUAAACUUUUGGUUUUAUUGUGCAUACGUGAUUAAUUCUGUACUUCUAGAAAACUGAUCCUGUUGCUAUCGUUGCUCCUGUCUCAUAUCUGCCUUUGGAAAGCUUUUCUCCGAAACUACGUGUGGACUGACAUACUACACUAUGUGUGUGGGAGUUUCUUCUGCUGGAAUGUCUCUGCACCCUGUCUUCCUCCCUUCCUGUCAUCUGCUAAGUAUUCACUGUUGCGCUUUAAACAUUUAAAGGGCACAAAAAACAAACAAAAACCUGAAUAUAAAAGCCUUUAUUAUGCCAGUAAAUAUCAAAACAAUAAAGACCAAAUAACAAAA
Siniperca chuatsi (mandarin fish) is the source of this 2294-nucleotide messenger RNA. Its product is annotated as basement membrane-specific heparan sulfate proteoglycan core protein-like. Gene Ontology annotation, biological process: dendrite self-avoidance; homophilic cell-cell adhesion; axon guidance. The transcript has 8 exons. Bases 652 to 1794 code for a protein of 380 amino acids. Gene Ontology annotation, cellular component: plasma membrane; axon. Lineage: Eukaryota; Metazoa; Chordata; Actinopteri; Centrarchiformes; Sinipercidae. The record is from RefSeq and is a predicted model, not a curated record. Gene Ontology annotation, molecular function: cell-cell adhesion mediator activity.